Molecule: messenger RNA, 984 nt
Organism: Penicillium cosmopolitanum
Lineage: Eukaryota; Fungi; Ascomycota; Eurotiomycetes; Eurotiales; Aspergillaceae
Product: SDR family NAD(P)-dependent oxidoreductase
Exons: 3
Coding region: 1-984 (327 amino acids)
Molecular function (GO): oxidoreductase activity
Source: RefSeq, a predicted model, not a curated record
AUGUCCAACAUAACAAUAGACCCAUCCAUCCUCUCAACAGCCACCAACAAAACAGUCCUAAUAACCGGCGCAGCGCGCGGCAUAGGCGCCGCAACAGCGAAACAAUUCAAUGCCCACGGCGCUAAUGUCGUUCUAGCAGACCUAGCGCAAUUCCGCUCGAUAGCGGAACAAUUCAUUCAACAUGACCUGGCCGAUCCCAGUCGAGCGACUUUUGUGGAAGGCAAUAUCGUCGACUGGGAUGAGUUGAGAAAUUGUUUUAAGAAGACCGUGGAAAGAUUUGGUGGGAUUGAUAUCGUUGUUGCUAACGCGGGGAUUAUGGAGUCGAGAUCGGUGUUGGAUUUCGAGGUUGAUGACGAUGGGGAGUUGAAGGAGGAUGUUGAAGCGAAGAGAGUUUUUGAUGUUAAUCUGAGGGGGACUUUGAAUACACUUCGACUCGCACUCUUCUAUUUAUCCCAGUCUCCCUCGCCGCCGUCAUCCAAAUCGAUCAUCCUGGUAGGGUCCUCAUCAAGCUAUUUUGGCGGAACCGGAGUCGCUGCGUACGUUGCUUCGAAACACGGUGUUUUAGGACUCCUUCGUGCAGGGCAGGGCAAGGGUCGUGAAUUGGGAAUUCGAAUUAAUGGGAUUGCGCCGUUCCUGACGCCGACGCAUAUCACGGCGGGAUUUACGGAGAGAUGGCGCGAACGUGGACUAGAGGAGAAUACGCCUGAGCGGGUGGCUGAGGCUAUUGCUUUUGUUGCGUUAGAUGAGGGGAGGAAUGGGGAUUGUUUAUUGGUUAGUAAAUUCUGCUUCUCUCCUGGUCAACUAAGCUUUAAUGUGCUUGAAUAUCGCGUUGAGCUGGUUGCUGGCAAGUUUCUGCGAGAACUGGAAUCGUCGCGUGCGAAGCUUAUCCCUACCUGGCUUGGCGAGGAUGUGGCGCAGUUCUUAUCUACUGCUAUGCAGUUCUUUGUUAGUAUUGGUGGGUAUGUACUGCCCAAGAAGUACUGA